Molecule: messenger RNA, 1549 nt
Organism: Salvia splendens (bonfire salvia)
Lineage: Eukaryota; Viridiplantae; Streptophyta; Magnoliopsida; Lamiales; Lamiaceae
Product: glucan endo-1,3-beta-glucosidase 7
Exons: 5
Coding region: 57-1385 (442 amino acids)
Biological process (GO): carbohydrate metabolic process
Molecular function (GO): hydrolase activity, hydrolyzing O-glycosyl compounds
Source: RefSeq, a predicted model, not a curated record
CCACCCGUGCUGCAACCUUCUCUCUCUUCCAAUAAUAAAAAAAACACAUUUCCGCCAUGGCAAUCUUGCUGCUUUUCUUCCUCCUCAUCUUCACCUUCACUCCGCUCUCACAAUCGCAGUCUUUCCUCGGAGUAAACUACGGCCAACUCGCCGACAACCUCCCCCCGCCGCAAUCCACCGCAAAUCUCCUCAAAUCUUGCGCCUUCCAAAAGGUCCGCCUCUCCGGCUCCGACCCGGCCGCAAUUAAGUCCCUAGCCAACACCAACAUCGCCAUCACGAUCGGAGCACCCAACUCCGACAUCCCGAACCUCGCAUCCGACCCGACCUUCGCCGAAAAAUGGAUCGACGCGAACGUCGCCCCCUUCCACCCGGCCUCGAAAAUCGCCGCCAUCAACGUCGGCAACGCGGUCCUGUCGUACAACGACCGCAAUCUGAGGGCGCAGCUGCUGCCGGCGAUGCGGAAUCUGCAGGCCGCCCUCGAGUCUACCGGCCUGGCCGGGGAGAUCAAGGUUUCGACCGUCCACUCGAUGGCGGUGCUCGGGCGGUCCGACCCGCCCUCGUCGGGCAGCUUCGAUCCCGCCAUCGAGGAUCUGCUCAGCGGAGUGUUGAGCUUCAACAAUGCCACCGGGUCGGCCUUCGGGAUCAACCCGUACCCGUAUUUUGCGUACCGGAGUGACCCGAGGCCCGAGACGCUGGCGUUCUGCUUGUUUAAACCGAAUUCGGGCCGGGUUGAUUCCGGGUCCAAGAUCAAUUACACUAACAUGUUUGAUGCUCAGGUGGAUGGUGUGAGAUGGGCAUUGGACAAAAUAGGGUUCAAGGGAGUGGAGAUAGUAGUUGCGGAAACAGGGUGGCCAUACAGGGGAGACAAGGAAGAGGCCGGUGCGACCGUGGAAAAUGCCAAGGCCUACAAUGAGAACUUGAUCGCGCACCUCAGGUCUACCCUGGGGACUCCAAUGAUGCCAGGAAGAUCAGUCGAUACCUACCUUUUCUCUUUGUACGACGAAAAUCACAAGCCCGGCCCCACUUCUGAGAGAUCCUUUGGCCUCUUUAAGCCCGACUUAACCAUGGCUUAUGAUGUUGGACUUAUCCAGACUCCAUCAUCACCGAGCAAGGGAAGAUGGUGUGUGGGCAAAGCCGGUGUGGGAGAGGAUAAAAUGCAAGCGAAUUUGGACUACGCGUGCGGACAAGGCAUAGACUGCAGUCCCAUACAGCCAGGAGGAGCAUGCUUCGAGCCUGCUGCUGUCAUUGCUCAUGCCAAUUAUGCCAUGAAUCUCUUCUUUCAUAAUUCCGACAAAGAUCCUAGUGUUACAUGUGAUUUCGCACAGACAGCCACUCUGUCUUCCACAGAUCCUAGUUAUGAUAAGUGCAUCUAUCCAAGUAGCUAAGAGUGAACUAAUAAUGUUGCAUAACUAUGAAUUGAACCGAGGAUUCUCAACUUUUUUGUCAAGGGACAUUGCUUCAUUUUUUCCAUUACAAAUUUACGAAUGUUUAUACAUAUUAGAGUAAAGACCAAUUAUGGUCCUAAAUAUAUGACGUUUUUACGAUUUUA